Molecule: messenger RNA, 3089 nt
Organism: Ailuropoda melanoleuca (giant panda)
Lineage: Eukaryota; Metazoa; Chordata; Mammalia; Carnivora; Ursidae
Gene: FNDC7
Product: fibronectin type III domain containing 7
Exons: 13
Coding region: 34-2265 (743 amino acids)
Molecular function (GO): protein binding
Source: RefSeq, a predicted model, not a curated record
CUGGGGACCAGAGGCGACCCUGAUCACUCUGAUAUGUGCCAUUUGAGUGCUGGGUCCAACAGGAUGGCUGGUAGACCCACGAAAUGUUGGCCUUUGAUUGGAUUCAGUCUCAUCUGUCUUAAAAUGGUUGCUUCAGCAAAAACAGUUCCUGAAAUACCCACUAUCGAUCAGGCCUAUUCAAAAAUCAGCAACAGUAUCACUGUGGAAUGGGCCACAGUGCCAGGGGCCACCAGUUACCUCCUCACGGCGGAAGAUGGAGACACUGUCAUUGAAACCACGGUGGCCAAUUCCCCCGGCACUGUGACAGGCCUGAAGGCUGCGACUGUGUACCAAAUCACCGUCAGAUCCAUCAGUGCCGCUGGGAGAAGCCAAGCGUCGCCUCCGAAGCAGGCAAAGACAGUGUUGGCUGCACCAAUUCUAGAAGUAAGCUCUCCAAGUCCAGACUCUAUCCUUGUGCAGUGGGAAGCUGUAUAUAUGGCAAUUGGGUUCUCUGUGUCCGUCAUGCGAGCGAACGGCUUGGGUAGAAUGUGGAAAGAGAAUACCACAAACACCUCCUUGACAUUCGGCAGUUUAGAAGCUGGGACUCUCUACACCAUAAAGGCCUACGCGUGGAAUGCCAAUGGAAUGCCUGGCGAUGACUCCACCUGCAAUCAGAGAACAAGUCCUCGGGCCCCUGCCAACAUUGAAGUCUCUUUUGACAGUGGGGCUCUGAAGGCCUCUGUUUCAUGGGCCCCAACGGAAGGAGCUUUCAACUAUACCGUGAUGGCUUUGAGUGACUCUUCAGAGCGGAGCUGUCAUACAACUCUCAGGACCUGUACCAUCUCCUCGCUCCGGUGUGGGACCGAGUACCUCAUUUCAGUUUUAGCAAGUAAUGACGCUGGUUCUAGCAAAUCUACUUCUACGGAGGCCCUAAAAACUGUUGCUUGUGCCCCUGGAAGAGUGACCAUCCGAGAAGAUCCUCCAGGCCACCUGUCUGUGGCUUGGUCCAAUGUAGACCUGGGCGAUUACUAUGUGGCCUUUGUGAAGAGUGAUGAUGGCUUGGAAGUCCACUGCAACACAUCCUUCACCCAGUGCAAUUUCUUAUCUGAAUGCGGCUUCACUUACUUUAUCAGUGUUUUUGCCUAUAACAAGGCAGGGCAGAGUCCCCUGGGCGAUGUGUUCAAUUACACCACAGCUCCCUGUUGUCCUACCGACAUGAACCCCGUGCUGGUGUCCAGUGACAGAGUAGAGAUCGUCUGGUCUCCUGUCCGCGGUGCUGAACUUUAUGAAACCAAGGCUGUAGCUGGGUUCACCGUGGUUGAGUGCAAUGACACUGCUCCUGCUUGCACCCUCUCAGCUCUAGAGUGCGACACCAAAUACAACAUCACGGUGCACUCCUUCAGCGAAGUCCGGGGCAGCAAUACGUCGUGUACUUCCCAAUUUAUAACCACAGCUCCUUGCAGUCCUGAGAUAAAGAACGUUUCAAAGGAUGCGUUCUCCACGAUUAACGUGCACUGGCAAUCCACGAACAAUGAUGCCAUUUACACCGUGACUGCCCAGGGGGAGAAAGGGCUGUUUCGGUGCAGCAGCAGGGGCGAGUCCUGCGCCAUGGUGGGGCUGCCCUGCGGCUCAGUGUUCUCCGUUACCGCGGUGGCCGAAACACAGGCCGGCCGGAGCCUGCCCAGCUACAGCGUGCCCCUAGAAACAGUGCCAUGCUGUCCAGCUGGGCUGACAGUAACUCAGGUCACCCAGUCAGUAAUCAACGUGAGCUGGACUGUCGCGACCGGGGCCCGAACUUAUGUGACCGUUCUCGAGUCACACGCAGGACAGUUGAAGUGUCUCACCCAUCAAAACCAGUGCCUUCUGGGAUGCGUCUCCUGUGGCAUCAAUUACACGGUGGCCUUAAAAGCGAUUAGUGCCACCGGGGUGACUGCAGACUGUGCCUACCAAAGUUACUCCUCCAGUGCCUGCUGCCCUUUGGGAGUGAAAUUAUACAGGCUGGGCCCCAAUGGCAUUCGGAUCUACUGGCAAGCCUCCAGGGGCUCUGUCAAUUACAGCACUGACCUCUAUGGUUCCAAAGGCAUUUUCACAUGCACUCCAAGCGCUGGCCUCAGUUUCUGUGACGUCACCGAGAUACCCUGUGGGGAUGUAUAUACCGUGAUGGUCUCACCAGUUGCUGAGACAGGACUGAAGCUUACUUUCUGUCCCAAAAAAAUAUAUUCAGUAACCUGCUCUGGAAGUACACUUGGAAUGGUGAUUUACAGAGGGAAAAGAAAUGCAGAAUGACACAGUGAGCCACGGAUAAAAACAGAGGCUUAACCUAGAUUGACUCACUUGUUAGUGUGAUUAGAGGUGGAAAAGCUCUAUUAGAAUACGACAAUGCCUCUAGCAUAGGAUAAGCUCUCUCGGCCUCUGCAAGGACAACUCUGAUUCCACUUCCUGAACGUAAGCAAGGUCAGAUGUGUCUUCACCUGCACAGGAGUUCAAGAUCUGCUAUGGAGAGCACUCAGAAGAGAAAUUAAUCCAGAAAGUGCUCUGGAAGACUGCCACAGUUGAGUUCACACACUGGGAGAGUUCUGGGAAUGUAAAAUGUCUGCUUAGCAGAAACUGUCUCUGAGAUUUAACAUCCAACUUCCUAGCUAUUUCAUGGACACUGGCGCUUGCCAUGCAGCCUUCUUGCUAUUCAAGGGCUGCAAGUGAUCACUCCCGGAGAGCUUGAAAUCAAGUCACCACACAGAGACGCGGCUCCUCUCAAGGCAGACCUCCAGCAGGACCUUGGCGUGGUGGGAGAGCAGCAGCUCCCAAGACGAUCUGUUGUAGCAAACACCCUCAUCUCAAGUUAGGAGGUAGCCAAGCCACUCAUUGUGUUCGCCAAGCCAGACCACCGUGUGAUGUUACCCCUGCAUGAGCAUCUGGGCAAGCAGAGCUGAUGGCCUGUUGCUGGAAGAAUUGCAGUCAAAGUUGUGAGUGUGCAAAGACUUCAGUGGAGGGACAGCCAAGGCAAAGCCUUCCGCAGUGGCAGGCUGACAUGCACACAUCUUUUGUGGGGAGGAUCAUCGAUCUUGUUGGUCACAUCCCCCGCUCACACUGCACUGUUUUCAUCAUUGGAG